This is a messenger RNA of Chaetomium globosum CBS 148.51, 1206 nucleotides long. RefSeq lists its product as uncharacterized. The record is from RefSeq and is a predicted model, not a curated record. Bases 1 to 1206 code for a protein of 401 amino acids. The transcript has 5 exons. Lineage: Eukaryota; Fungi; Ascomycota; Sordariomycetes; Sordariales; Chaetomiaceae.
AUGUCUGGAAACGCUGAAACCUUCACCCUCCUCUCAUUGGUCGUAGCCAUCAUCCUUCUCCGAAUCGUUGUCCGCUUGAGAAGUGUCGGGCUGCGGGGGUUGCAUCUUGACGAUUACCUGAUGCCCCUUGCUGGCAUACUCUGCAUAAUCGAUUUUGUGGCGGCGAUUUACGUCGUAAUCAAGGCCAAUGGCCUAACCAACAGUUACAUGACGGACGAGGAGCGCGCCGCUCUCUCUCCGGACUCCGAGGAGUACGCGCACCGUGUUAUUGGAUCCAAGAUUCAGGUCUUCGGCUGGACUCUAUACGCUGCCAGUCUUUGGUGCAUCAAAGCAUGCGUGGCUAUCUUCUACUCAAGACUAACUGCGAACCUAGCCCGCCUGCAAAUCCGUGUGUACAUUGCGUAUGCUUUCAUCGGGGCGACUUGGGUGCUUACGACUUGUCUUCUCCUUUUCGGCUGUUGGCCCAUGUCAAAAUACUGGCAGAUCAACCCGGAUCCCGGGAUUUGUCAACCUACCAACUCCAAACUUUACGUCCUGUCCGUCUUGAUCCCUGAUGUCCUCACCGACAUAUACUUGCUGUCUAUCCCUGUACCGGUUUGUCAUAUUACCCACAGCCUUCCCGUACCGAGCGUUGCUGAUACCAACUCCGACCAGCUUCUCUGGGCUGUAAACAUCAGCUUCAAGAAGAAGGUUUCGUUGAUUUUUCUGUUCUCCGGAGUCAUUUUUGUCAUUGCGGCAGCCAUCAUCCGUGGCGUCGUGAUUCUCAAUUCCGGACCCGAAGGCGCCGUUUCUGGGAGCGAAUGGGCCGUCCGCGAGGAAUUCGUCUCCAUUGCGGUCUCCAAUCUACCCAUCCUGUACUCGCCAAUCCGAAGCUUCUGCAACAAGAUCGGGCUUAGUGCCCUAUUCUCCACACACAACACCAAUAACAAGACACCCUUCGAAGGUAGGACCAUUGGCGGAGGCGGAGGUGGAAGUGGCUAUCCACUGCGGAAGCCCAACAAAGAUCCACAUGGCACCGUGCCGGCUUGGGGGAGUGAUGAGCAGAUCCUGUGCGAGAAUGGGAUACAGAACCCGGCUAGAGAUAUUGUCGUGGCUCGGGAGGUUGCGGUGGAGUCUGAGGCCGGGUCGGUCAAGGGCCCGCCUGGUUCCAGUUGGGCUGCAUCAGCAGCGAGUGGUUGGAAUACCGGACCGACAUCAAGGGGUUAA